GUGGAAUUGAAAAAGAGUCGGAGAGAAAGACAAGCAGACCCUCAAGUCAGUUCGUUUUCCUGAAAUAAUGUUUCACGCAGAGCCUGCUUCCUUUUCAGCCUUUAUAUAUAUUUUUUUCCCAGGAAGUGGAAGUGAAUGGCUGAAUUGAUGACAGAUCACUGUUUUACAUUUUUACCACCAAGGAUGAAGACUUAUUGACACUAUGAGGACCGAGCUGAAAUGUAGCUCAUGUUUCUUUUGAUUUCAUUUGUUUGAUUACUUUUGGCACAGUUUUCUUAGUCAUCCUUUCUUGACUAUGGCCACUCAUGAGCCAGGUCGGACCAAAGGCUUCUCAUGUAAGCAUUGUGACACAGUAUGGCCCAGUAUGCCCAGGCUUUUGGAGCACAUGGAGACUCACUACCAGAAAGAAGAAGAACGCAAGUUCAAGUGUGAUCAAUGUGGACGUGGCUACAGGCACCCUGGCAGCUUGACUAAUCACAAGAAGACACAUGAUGUGGGCUCUUUCCAGUGCCAAGUAUGUUCUAGGAAGCUGUCUAACCUCUUGGCAUUGAAAAACCAUCUACGCCUCCACACACGUGGCAAGAAUUUCUGCUGCUCACAGUGUAGGAAGGUGUUUCGAUUAGCCAGCCAACUUGCUGCCCACCAGAAGGUCCACAGUACUCAGGAAUCCUCAGGGAAAUCUGGGACGAAUGAGUUCCAGCUGAAAACUGUGGGAAAUCCAAAGGAGGGAGCAGCUAUUGAUGGGAAUGAAGAGGGCGCACAUCACAAUGAGCAGGCUAUUAGUUUACCAACAGCUUUGUCGGAUUCAGUGCUUGAUAUUGUACCUGGAAAUAGUCUGAAUGGCAGAAGGAUACCUGACAUCAACCCUAACUCCUCAGCUGAGAAUGACAGACCCAUCUCUGAGGACAACAGGGACCGUCCUUUCAAGUGUGACCAAUGCAAGAGGACGUACCGGCACCACGGAAGCCUGAUCAACCACAAAAAAUCUCACCAGCUUGGAGUGUUUGACUGUCCUGUCUGCUUCAAACAGUUCAGUAACCUAGCUGCCCUCAAGAGUCACCAACGUAUUCACAUGAAGUCCAAGUCCAGGUCUGACUCAAUUGCCCUUGGAAUUUCUGAGUCUCCAGAUCUGUCUGAGUCAAUUCCUCAAAAUGGAGACAUGGCUGUGCAUUUCUGCCAUCUGUGUGAAGUAGGCUUCCCCAAUGACAGUGAUUUUCAGGAUCACAUCCUGUUGCAUAACACAGCCUCUCUGUCCCUUGGGCUCCCUGCAGGUUUUUCAGAGGACAUGUCUUAUGACUACAGCAUUAUCCAGUCCCCUGAUGCUAACCUUUACCCACCCUCUCUCAAUGAUUCUCCUCAUUUGCCUCCACUGCUUGACAGACAAGAGAACUUUAAUCAGAUGCUGCAAUCAGCUGCCAAUGGUCAUACGUACACCUGUGCCUAUUGUGGACAGGGACACACGGACUUGGACAGCUUUAAACUUCAUUACUUGACCCAUGACCCACCAUUGCCCUAUAAUACUCAGGUGAAGACAACAAUGUUGGAUUCUGAGAAAACUGGCUCUGAUUCUCAGCUGGUGUGUCCAACAUCAACUAAUAAAGUGAAAGCACAAGAAUUAUCAGUUGUAGAUAAUAGUGAACGGCGGUUCAAGUGCCAGAUUUGUAGCAAGAGUUACCGCCAUGCAGGGAGCCUUAUUAACCACAAGCACUCUCAUCAGACUGGCAUCUACCAGUGCUCCAUCUGCCGCAAGCACUACCCUCACUUGGCUGCUUUGCGCAGCCAUCUUCGCAUUCACAAGGCUCGGCCUGCUACCGUGUCACUCAGCUCAGACGGGGAUUGGCUCUCUCCUGAGCCUCUGACACUUGAGGGCCAGCACAGUGACUUGCACACUCAUGACAUUGAGGGUGAUGAAGCCAAUAUGCUCAGCCUUACCCAUGAUUCUGUGGAAGCUGCACACAUGAAUCUUGACAGCAGCAAAAGCAGUGGGCUGGAAGGGUUGGAGCUCCAUGAGCCUUUUGACACUGCCCUACUUCAGGACAGGCCAAAGCACUUACCUCUACUUCAGAGUGAACCCCCAGUAGAGAGGCACAUGUGUGCAGACUGCGGGGAGACAUAUGCAGAUAUUGCAGGGAUUAAAUCACAUAUGUGCUCACAUUGGCGCAAGCAGCACGAGGCUAUGAGUAAUGGUUUCUUGGAAAAUCUGGAGGUCCAGGACCCAGGGGAGAAGUCUGUGUUGAAAAAUGUUGAGAAUAAGACACACAUCUAUAAUCAAGCCCAUAAGUGUUUUAGAGAGUCUGACAUCCAAGAAAGCAAUUAUGGUGAAAAAUUAAAUGGUGAGGAUGAAGAUGGUGAAGAGGAUGACGAAGAGGUGUAUCAGUGCUCAGUGUGCAGGAACCACUACACCAGCAUGAGGGCCCUAAGGAGCCACCUCCGUGGUCAUACCCACUCCCAUAGUACAUCAACCAGCACUGGCCCUUCCUCCUUGUCCUCCCUUGAGAAAGAAGUGGUGGAGCCAGGUGAAAGCCAGGAAGAGCAAAGCAGCCUAAUUAUUUGCAGCACCUGUGGGGAGAGCUUCUCCAGGGAACAGGACCUGCAAACACACCAACUCAUGCAUAAUCAGGGCACAGAGGGCAAGGAUGUACAGAGCAAGGGGGGCAACAACCACUGCACCAGUAUCAAAAAAGAUGAGAGGAUGAUUUGUGGUGUUUGUGGUGUGGCCUGCAGAGACUACCUCCAGCUAGAGACACACCUCUGCACAGGUCAGGAAAGAGGAGGAAAAAAGAACAAAGAAAAAGAAGCAGCCGCAGUAAUUGUAAGCAGAGUUUCAGGAGACCACCAAAAGAGGUCUGACUCAGGGGAUCGUCCACAUAAAUGUGACCAGUGUGGCCGGGCCUACAGACAUGCUGGCUCUUUGCUCAACCACAAGAAGUCACACAAAACUGGGGUCUUCCGCUGCUUUGUUUGCCAGAAGCGCUUCUACAAUCUUCUAGCCCUCAAGAAUCACCAGAGGACCCACUUUGAUGUCAAGAGGCACAAGUGUGAUGAAUGUGGCAAAGCCUUCAAAAUCCAGAAACAACUCAUGAACCAUCUGAGAAUCCAUCAAGAACAUUGGGUGAAAACCCAGGAGCUCAAUAAGCAGUUCAAACCUCCCGUGCAGAUAAAUGGGACUGAGUCAGAAGGAGGAACUGGCAUUCAUAGUACAAAUGAUAAUAUGGAUGACAAGUCCACCUCUAGAAGCAAAAACUCCAAGUCUAAGAACCACCGAGCUACUGUUCUUUGUGACAGAUGUGGAGAAACCCACAGCUGCAAAAAGAUGUGCUCUGAAAGGGAUAAUGAGGUGGAAAUGAAAUCUGGGGUCAAGUUGGAGGAAGGAGAAACUAUUGACCUUCGCCCCUAUGCUUGUGACCAGUGUGGACGGACCUAUCGGCAUGCAGGGAGCCUAGUCAACCACAAAAACUCCCACAAGACAGGCGAGUACUACUGUGCUGUCUGCAAUAACACAUAUUCCAAUCAAUUGGCUAUGAAAAACCACCUGCGCAUCCACUUUGCAGUCAAGAAGCAUACGUGCCAAGACUGUGGGAAGGCCUUCCGGGGACAGAAGCAGUUGUCUAGCCAUGUCCGCUCACACAGCAGGAAGAAAGCACCCAGUGUAGGGGCUAAGGGAGUGGGUGACAGGAGUGCAAAGGAGGGCAACUAUUCAAAAUGUAAGGAGUGCCCAAAGGUGUUUACUUCAACUGACCAGCUUUCAGCACAUGCCUGUGGGAUACAGCCAUCAUCCACCUCAGCAACCACACAGAGUCAAAUUAAUGGUAUGAGCAAUGAUAAGAAAGCUGGUGCCAGGGCACACCAAGAAAAAGAGGAUCGUCCCUUUGGCUGCAAUAUCUGUGGUCGUACCUACCGCCAUGCUGGCAGCCUUCUGAACCAUAAGAACACACAUAAGAUGGGCCAUUUCAAGUGCUCUUUUUGUGCUAAACCCUUUUCAAAUCCCAUGGCACUUCGCAACCAUGCACGCAUCCAUACACAAAAGAAGAAGCAUGUCUGUGCCAGCUGUGGAAAGGCCUUCCGUCUUGCCAGUGUACUCCACAACCACCAAAAGAUCCACAUUCAGGGAAAAAUGCACUUCAGCUGUUCUGAAUGUAGCAAAAGCUUCCGCGAUAAGUCUGGGUUGAAGAGGCAUCACUGCCAGAAGAACCAGGAGAGUAAUGUGACCAGGGCAGAGGGUGGAGAGAGAUGCUUUACGUGUGAAGAAUGUGGGCGUUCAUACCGCCAUGCUGGAUCCCUGCUUAAUCACAAAAAGACUCACACCACUGGCAUCUACCACUGUACCAUAUGCCUAAAGACCUUCUCCAACCUGUUGGCACUCAAGAAUCAUAGGCGCAUUCACUCUGAGGUGCGAAGGUACUGCUGCCCAGACUGUGGUAAGACUUUCCGUGUGUUUUCACACCUACAAAGUCACUGCCGUGUGCACAACAAAGAGCAGUCUCUCUCCUGUGCUCCCAGCUCAGCCAGCUUUCUGCAGCACCGGGAAUUGUACCACCAGACCCAGAUGCAGCCACCACAGCAGGAAGUGGUAAGAAAAGGUGAGAUGGGGACAAAUUUUGGCUGGGGGUCAGGACUGGACCUUACCCUGAUGCAGGCCCAAGUACUGGAUCCAAAUGGCCUACCACAGCUGGCACCGGCUUCUCCCUACCAGCACUGUGUUUGGUCAGACAUGUCAGGGCAGCAAGACAGCCCUGGUUUCAAGGCAAAAGGAGAGAAGGUGCACACCUGUGAACAUUGUGGUCGUACCUACCGCCAUGCUGGCUCCCUGCUUAACCACAAGAACAGUCACAAGACAGGAUCUUUCUUCUGCUCUGCGUGCCAGAAGGAGUUCUCCAACCUAAUGGCACUGAAGAACCACCGGCGUAUCCAUAUUGAGCCCAAGCGCUAUCAGUGCCCAGACUGUGGUAAGGCCUUCCGAGUGUCCACUCAACUAAUAUGCCACCGCCGCAUCCAUACUAAAGAGAAGCCCUUCUCCUGUUCACAAUGCAACAAGUGUUUCUCCAGCAAGUCCAAUCUGCACCAUCACCAGAGGGUGCAUCAGACCCAGGGAAAUUUUGAGGCCUCUCUGAACAAGGGUGCAAAUGCCCUCUUGGGUUUAGGAAUAAGCCCUUUGUUGUGAGGGUGGUUUUAGAGUGUAUAUGGGGAGGAUCUCCAGCCACCUCAAGGCGUCUCAAGGGAAGAAGAGUUAUGAAGCAGUAUGACUUCAUUUGGAAGCUUCCACCACCUAAUGGCAACAGUUUCAGUGUAUUGUGUCUGUUGGACAGUUUUCAGUGGGAGUGAUACCUUUGGAUGACAGAAAGAAGAAAAAAAAAGAAAAAAAAAAAACAAAACACUGCACUCUGCCUCUUUUGGACUAUGACACUGGUAUGACUGGUGGUAAAGCUAAAAUCUCCAAAUAAAAUUCCAAAGACAUUCCCCGCCUACCAAUAAAUUUCAUUCACAUGUAAAUGUAUUCAUCAGGUGAUGCUAUCCAUGAGCAACAGAGAACCAGAAACCUAGAAAAUGCAGUUCCCUUAAACAAUCUGACCUUUUUUGAUGAUAUUCUUGGCUUCAGUGAACAGGUAAUCAAAUGGCACACAUUUUAAAUGGUUUUCAUGCUCAUUGUAAGACCCACGUUCACUCUUGGAGAUGAUUUGAGUUGACAAUGGAAAGAGUAAAACUUUCAUUUCUAACUUUCUAAACAUGCAUGAAAAGCCUGUGAUGGAAUAGGCUGGACCCUGCAGCUCUCAGUGCCUAAGGCUUUUCACUGAUUGAAGGUAGAUCUUGUACCUCUUCACUGUGUGAAAUUUAUCUUACUUUCUGAAGGUUGCUCCUUUCUUCCCACUCUCACCCCCUCACACCUCACUAUCAUCAUUUUCUAAAUUACUUCUAUAGAAUACCCUCAUAGGUGGAAAUUGAAACUCUUUCCCCAGGUGCUCCUCCUUGCCAGUUGUUUCAUAUAUGUAAAAAACUAAAAUAGUAUAUUUAUAUGUUUGGUUUGUAUUUAUUUUUCAGCAAAAGGAGAGUCAAUUGUGAUCUGUCUGCCAGUAGUACUUUAACUGGCACUGCAGUAGUUUGAUCCAUAUCUGAAUUUACUGCUAACAUCGCUCAGCUAUAUGAAGUAAUAUGACAUUAUGUAAAACUCUAAAAAUAUUCUACUAUUUGUCAAGUGGGUUCUGUAAUCAGGAUUAUUUUGCAUUGCUAGAGUAACAAGGCAGCUCCUUCAUAACACUAAUUUGAGUCAAUGACAAGCAAGCAAUCUUACAAGGCUGCAUCGUAAAAAAUAAUUAUUUAUAAUGGGGAAACAGAUAUCACUGUUCAACAUAAUAUAAUCGUUCUGAAGUGUAGAAAUUAACAUUAUAACCAGAUAGCUGAACUGCAGUAUAGUGGCUUAUGUGGGUGAAUGUAAAAUCUGACAGAAUGAUUCUGCUAUCUAUUUGACCCAUGGGCAUGUUGGUGAAUUAUGUAGCAAGUGUUAUACAGAGAAGCCGUUCCCACCAAAAGUGAACUCAACAUGUACUUGCGCUUGGCAUACCACAAUGAUGUUUAAUUAACAUAGCUUUCAGAAAGCCCUGUUGUGGCUGUGAAUGUGAACAACUCAGUAUAAGCUUGAAGGCGCCAAAGCUUCAGGCAGAACCAAGGUUUUAAUGCUUGUAGCAUUAAAUAAGCUACACUCAUUGCUUUAUGAUCAUGACAUUGAAGAUGUUGAGCAAAACCUUGGUUGGUUGCCUUAUUUGGAUGUUCUUUAAUUAAGAGUGUUGGCAAAAAAAAUCCUCAAUUUGUCCAGCAAAGGUCAGGGUUAUUGAGAAUGAUUUUUAUAGGGUCAUAUGCUUCCUUUGGGGAAAAAAGUCAUGUAACACAUUAUUACUGAUACUUAAUCUAAAACUGUAAAUAUGUAUUUCUUCAUUUCUGUUAUUAGUAAAAGACCUCGGCUGAGAUGAGGGAUGUACUUUAAUCAUAUUUAUACAUCACUGUAUAUACUGUUGCUAAGAGAGGUAGAUUUUUUUCUGCUAUUUCGGUAGGUAGUCCCAUAGAAUUUUAAAUCUUUUUGACAAAAGUGACUUGGAAAAAUGUAUAGAUUACUACAAAAUGCAUAAACCUUGACAUUUUUGCUGUCCAUGUCAGCAUGCUGUGUUGCCUGGUAGUGGGUUUACAAGACUUUCAUCAGCUGCAUUUUCCAUUGUAGCAGUCAGUUAGGGGUCAUGCUGACAUACAUAUGUAUGUUCUCUGUAACUACAUUCAUGAAAGAUCCACAUUCAACAUUUCUAUUUUAAACUGUCACCAAUUGAAUUAAAGGAGGAUUGCCAAACUAUGCGUCUGUUGGCAUAAAUCCUGUGAACCUGAAAAAAAGGAAAUCUACAUGUCUGUCAAAACAAAACUGUAUUCCUGUUUCAGCCUGUUGGUUAAAUAGCCUACAGACUUUGUGUUUCUAAGUAAAGAUAAAAGAUUGAAAUAUUUUGGCCUACUGUCUUCAUCAUGAUAUCAUGCUAUAUUAUGUC
Messenger RNA from Megalops cyprinoides (Indo-Pacific tarpon), 7520 nucleotides. It is a transcript of the gene znf646, whose product is annotated as zinc finger protein 646. Bases 296 to 5161 code for a protein of 1621 amino acids. Gene Ontology annotation, biological process: regulation of DNA-templated transcription. NCBI's taxonomy places the organism in Eukaryota, Metazoa, Chordata, Actinopteri, Elopiformes, Megalopidae. Gene Ontology annotation, molecular function: DNA-binding transcription factor activity, RNA polymerase II-specific; RNA polymerase II cis-regulatory region sequence-specific DNA binding. The transcript has 4 exons. The record is from RefSeq and is a predicted model, not a curated record.